Molecule: messenger RNA, 1480 nt
Organism: Lasiosphaeria miniovina
Lineage: Eukaryota; Fungi; Ascomycota; Sordariomycetes; Sordariales; Lasiosphaeriaceae
Product: oligomeric golgi complex component, COG2-domain-containing protein
Exons: 2
Coding region: 420-1379 (319 amino acids)
Biological process (GO): intra-Golgi vesicle-mediated transport; protein transport; Golgi organization
Cellular component (GO): COG complex; membrane
Source: RefSeq, a predicted model, not a curated record
UCGUCCCAACUUCCGGGGAAAUUCAAAUGUACUUAAUCCGGGGAUAUCUUACGUACUCCAAUCCUGAGGCUACUAAUGUUUUAGAUCUUGACCCGAGCGACAUCGGACGGGAUGUCAUGUUCUACUAGCCGAAAUCCGACCUCGAACUCAAGCGCUGCGUAACUCAAAACUCGGAUCGGACAGAUUACCUGAGUUAGGGAAAGCCUUGUACUGCGCAUUCUAGGAGAGAUCGGGGCUGUUGGGACAGGCCGUGUUGAACCAAAGCGACACGAUCCGUAGGCCCACUUUUAUGCGCUAUAGCCAAUCAUAUCUCGUAUCCAUCCUCCAGGCUCUCAGCUCUGUCCCUCUCUGACGUUUUGGAGCAAUUCGGUUAAUGGUUGAUUGGCAUCCAUAUCGACAUCCCGACUGCCGUUCACAUCAUGGCGCAGCUUGGUCUCCCAUCGCCCACCUCGCGGCCCACGUCUUCUUACUCGGGCUUCAAUCUUGGAUCUUCGUCCUCGUCCUCAGAUGGCGAGGGGGGGUCUGACGACGAUGCGCCGUUGCCCUUUCCAACUGCACUUGCCCGGCGCGAUUUCCUUGCGCCCGACUUCGACCCAGCCUCGUACCUGUCGGCGCUGCAUACCGGUUCUUCGGCACGUCACCAAACCCUCGAGGACCUCCGUUCAGAGUUGCGUGACCGCAGCACCGCCAUCAGCGCGGAACUGCUUGAGCUUGUCAACUCCAACUACACGUCCUUCCUCAGCCUCGGCGACGAGCUCAAGGGUGGGGAGGAACGCGUCGAGGACGUCCGUGUAGCAUUGCUCGGCUUCCGCCGCGCCGUCGAGGAGGUUCAGAGCCGCGUCCGCGAGCGCAGAGUCGAGGUUACGGUGCUAGAUGACGAGUUACAAGAAGUCAAAGACGCUGCCGAACUUGGACGGGAGAUGCUCGAACUUGACGAGCGCGUCGCCGAGCUAGAAGCCCGUCUCGCCGUCGGAAGCAUACCGGGCUACGCAAAGCAGAAAUUGGAUGACAGCGACUCGGACUCUGACGAUGAAUGGGCUGAUGACAUACAAGACAUUAACGACGAUGACGGCGACGGCCUUGAUGAGGGGAGUAAUGACUUUGUCUGCAGCAGCCCGUCGAAGCUAGCCACCCUAGCUCAAGAGUAUGUCCUCAUUGGCCGAUUAUCGCGGUUCAUUGGGCUUGACCUGCCAUUUGUCAAGAAAAUAGAGGAAAGAAUCAUACGUUGCCGAAACACGAUUCUACUCGACUUGAGCACGGCUAUGAAGGAAGCACGAAGAGCCGGAACCAGAGGCCAAGGGCGCGUCAUCAGGUUCUUGGGCAUAUACCGUACCUUGGACGCGAAUGUCGAAGCAGUACGCGUCCUGAAGGAAAAGUAAAGCAUUCAUAUGGGAAAAAGCGAGAGGACUUUGGAUUGGGCAGCUAAGGGAAAGGUGGCUUGGGCGAAAGAGGCAUUAUGACCGGAUAUCGAUACCCAAAA